AUGUGGACUGUUAACAACCUGACCAAACUUCAAUGUAUGUCCGAGUGCCUGAAGGCCAAAUAUUGCGUCAGCUUCCACUUCAGUCCUUCCGGACCAGUUUGCGUGGCUCUACGGGAACGGUUUGAGGGAUCCAGCGUUGCCUCCACGAACGCCCUUGGGUAUCAGCUCUAUCAAACCAAUAAACCUUUGGCCAAGGUAGGGUCAGACUGUGAGAUGGACGUGGACUGUGCGUCUCUCCCUAACUCCCAUUGUAACGUCAGGUUCUGCAGGUGUGACGUGGGCUACGGGAUCUACGGAGACGUCUGUCGCAGUCUCGCAGAAUGUUCCAACUUCAGCACCAACUUCACCUUGUACACGUCCUUGGCCAUCCGGUUUUACGACUUACACUUCCAAGGAGCGUCAACUUACGAAUCCUGCCCUGAGUUGUGCAUCAACGACACCAGGUGUGAGUCGGCGGACUUUCACUUUGAUUUGGGAAUCUGCUACCUGAAUUCAGUCACUUGGCUCAAAGCGCCCGCAUCUGCACAACUUACCAACUACCCAACAUAUGACUUCUUCCAGCGGGAGUGCCUUUGGUGACUGAACUAAAGUUCAUUCUGAACUGACAAUGUAAUAUUCAAACGGGGAACAUUUAGAAAAGUUGUAACUUGUUUUUAACAAUUUGUUUUACAAAUCUAUUGCUUUAUUACAAAAGUGUUGUUUGUAUGAAACAUUGAAAUGAGUAUAUUUUGUUUUUGUUUUUGUAUGAAAUGCAAUUGUUCAGCUCCUCCUGUUUGAGAACUGUUACUGUUUUGAGUCGGUAGCCGAAACAUAAUUCCUAAGAAUAUUAAAUGAUUGGGCUGUGUUCUGUUGAGUGAACCUUACACAGAGCGAAAGACAAUGACAGUUAUUAAUUAAAGCCGAGAUGCAGGGGAAUCAGCUACUCGUUCAAAACGUAUGCACAACAAUAUGUUCAAUAUAUGUAAGCCUGAGUUUUUUGCUUGUACUGUUUCUUUCUUGUUUAUUAUCCAACAAUUAAAUAUUGUAAAGGAUAUUAUUGGAAAAUGUUUAAACGUAUGUUUUACAUUUCUUUCACACAUGUAUUGCUUGUUUCCAAACAUAUUUCUUGGAUGAAAUACCGGAAACCAUAAUUAUAUUUUUGUGUGAAAUAAAGCAAUUGUUAAGUUCGUCCUGUUUGUGAAAAAUACUGUUUUGAGAAUGUAGCCAAAAAAUAAAUUCAGAAAAUAUUCCAUUUACAAUGAACCUUGAACAUAAAAAUUAACAAUUCUAAACAAAUCGUUAAAGCCCAGGUCAAAGGGAAUCAGAUACAUGUUCAGUAAGAACACUCUUCAAAAAAAGGAACGCAUAGGUGAUUUUUAAAAUAUUGGACUCAUGUUGCAGCGGCAAAAACAAUACAGAUAUACUAUUUAUUUCCAAAACGUCACCUAUGUGUUGUUGUGAACAGCUUCAGCGCCCAAACUAUAUAUUUUAUAACUUUUAUACAACUAUUAUAACUUCUUGCCUUGUUUUAGAAGUGUUUGAAGAAAUAUUCUCCAAAACGUCACCAAGAAGAUGUGCAAAGGGAAAUGCACGUGCAAGUAAGGGGGAAAGCAUGCUGUAUCGAUCACUAUAAAAAAGCAAACGUUGUGAUUAAUCUUUUCAUUCGUUUUUGUCUCUCAUGCCACGACUGAGUGCCGCCAAUCCAAACAUCUUCAUGGGCUGCCUUGAAGCUGGGGAGUCGCACUCUGCAGCUGCUCAACAUUUCAACGUUCACCCGAGCACCAUAUCUCUCCUCUUUGAUCGUUUCCUGCAGACAAAUUCCGCCAAAGAUCGACCGAGAAGCGGCGGUCCAAGAGUUACCACCCAAGCCCAGGACCGCUACAUCCGGGUUU
Molecule: messenger RNA, 1871 nt
Organism: Haliotis rubra (blacklip abalone)
Lineage: Eukaryota; Metazoa; Mollusca; Gastropoda; Lepetellida; Haliotidae
Exons: 3
Coding region: 1-579 (192 amino acids)
Source: RefSeq, a predicted model, not a curated record